Molecule: messenger RNA, 1842 nt
Organism: Striga asiatica
Lineage: Eukaryota; Viridiplantae; Streptophyta; Magnoliopsida; Lamiales; Orobanchaceae
Source: the annotation of a GenBank genome assembly
AAAAUGGCCGCGUUACGUUUAGGCCUUAGGGCGAUAUAUACACACAUAAAUAUAGUUGCAGUAAGCGCCAACGCGUGUACCACAACACCCCAUUCAGUCGCCCCUUUUCAUCUCUUUAUCCUUUCGCCCUCACAGUUCUAAAGCGGCGAACGCUGAUACUCGUUCUUUCACUCUCUGUGUCCGUUCAAGUGCCAAAAUUUGUUUUUUCUCGUCGCAGAGAGAUUUUUGAGCAGCAGAUCGAAUCAUCGAAUCAUUCUUGUAGUGGGUUUUAGGUUCUUUAAGAAUCUUUUGUUUCUUUUUCUGUUAUCAAGUCGGAAAUUGUGAAUGGGGAGAUUGUGGGUGUUAUUACAUUGCCUUUCGGUUGCUCUGUUGCUGGGGGUGUGUUUGGGUGCGGACCCAUUUGCCUUCUUUGAUUUCGACGUCUCUUACAUUACGGUCUCGCCACUUGGUCAACCUCAGCAGGUUAUUGCAAUCAACAAGAAAUUUCCAGGCCCCGUUAUCAACGUAACAACUAAUUACAAUGUUGUGGUGAAUGUGAAGAACAAUCUGGAUGAGGACCUCCUAAUCACAUGGUCUGGUAUCCAAAUGCGCAAAACUGCUUGGCAAGACGGAGUUUUGGGCACGAAUUGCCCCAUUCCACCAAAUUGGAACUGGACUUACCAGUUUCAGGUCAAGGAUCAAAUUGGUAGCUUCUAUUAUUUCCCAUCACUGAAUAUGCAGAGAGCUUCUGGUGGAUUUGGCUCUAUUAUAGUUAACAACCGUUCAGUUAUUCCCUUGCCAUUUGAUCUUCCUGCUGAUGAUAUAAUCCUCAUGAUUGGUGACUGGUAUACUGGCGGCCACACGGCCCUUCGAACGACCCUCGACCAUGGACAAGCUUUGAAUCCUCCAGAUGGGAUUUUGAUCAAUGGAAAAGGACCUUAUAAUUACAACAACACGGCUCAGGAUGAGAAUGCAUACGAAACUAUUAAUGUGGAAAGGGGCAAGACUUACAGAUUUCGGGUCCACAAUGUCGGGGUCUCGACUUCUCUGAACUUCCGAAUUCAGAACCAUAGUAUGCUGCUGGUCGAAACCGAGGGCUAUUAUACAUUACAGCAGAAUUAUACGAACAUGGACAUUCACGUGGGCCAGUCUUUCUCCUUUCUCGUCACAAUGGACCAGAACUCGAGCAGUGCCUUCUAUAUCGUGGCUAGUUCCCGGUUCACAAACCAAUCACUUAAUGGUGUGGCUAUUUUGCGUUAUUCAAACUCGAGUACAUUGCCAGUGGGCCCACUCCCCGAUGGCCCUAAUGAUGAAUACGACAAAUCAUUUUCAAUGGGCCAGGCCAAGUCCAUCAAGCUAAACGGGAGUGCGAGUGGGGCCCGUCCGAAUGCUCAGGGCUCGUUUCAUUACGGUGAAAUAAACGUGACGGAUACGUAUAUUCUCCAAAGUGUGGGGCCAACUUUGAUCGAAGGAAAAUUGCGAGCAGCGUAUAACGGAAUAUCGUUUGCGAAACCCGAGACGCCCUUUAGGCUUGCCGAUUGGUAUAAAGUGAAAGGCGCUUACAAGCUCGAUUUUCCGGUUAUGCCCCUCAACAGGACAACACCUGUUUUGGACAGGUCGAUCAUCAAUGCUACUUAUAAGGGUUUUAUCGAGAUCGUUUUGCAGAACAAUGAUACAGUCUUGCAGACUUUUCACCUUGACGGUUAUUCCUUCUUUGUCGUUGGAAUGGAUUAUGGUGUUUGGACUGAGAACAACAGGGGUACGUACGAUAAGUGGAGUGCAAUAUCUCGCUCGACUGUUCAAGUGCUAUACAUUUUUGUUUGCUGCCAUUUGCCCCCAAAUAUAAUGUGUGAUAAUUUCUGA